UGAAGAAGAAGAGCUGGUAAACAGACGAGAAGCAUCCAUCUUUCUUCACAGAGAAGUCGUAUUUCAGCAAAACAUCAUGGGGGCCGUUCUUGGACUGUGCUCCAUGGCAAGUUGGGUAAGUCUUUAAUUAAUUAAAAUAAAAUUCGACAUCAUAUCCAGUUAUUUAAAAAAAAGGGCCGAAUCAACUAUUUCUUCCGAGAUACCUUCGCUAGCUCAGCUGCUACAGCCUCAAUGCGCAACAAGAAAGCCAGGGUGGUUCCUCCCUGUUCAGCUGUCAGGACCUGGCGAAUUGCCUUUUAAUGAAAUAAAUUGUCCCUGGAUGAUCUUUCCAAAACAUGAACACAAUGUAUUAACAAAUUAUUGUAAAAUUAUCAUUUUAUUUGGCAAACAACCGUCAUACCAAUGUGGGUUUUGAUAGUUCGACCCCGGGUUUGUUUUAUGCAAAUUAGCGAUUGCUCUCUACGGUCUACGUUUUACAUUUUCGAUACACAGCAAUGUAGCACUACGUGAAAGCUAACUAGAUAGCCACUUUGUCAUUGAUAGCUAAACUAGCUAACUAACGUUAGCUAUCGGUACUUGGAAAUAUUUCAACACCGUCGCGGUCAAAGCAGAAUCAAAUGUCAGAUAACAGCUACAGUAGCUAGCUAUGACGUCUCCACUUAACGUUAGCCUAGUAGUGAAUUGCGAAAUGUGGGUCAUGAAAAUACACUAAGUUCAGUUAGACAAUAACAGGCAUAUGUCUGGUAUUUUUCCUAUUUAGUUUAACUAAUACUAUUCCUGAAACCGUUCUAAGCUAAAAGUGGGGCGUUAGCUGUUUGGUCAUUCUCUUCCACAUCCACUUGAUUAGGUUUGACAACAGACAUGGUCAGAUCUCUAUUCCUGGCAUGGAUUUGGUUUCCAUAGUAGUUAGCAACUUAUCAAAAACAACAUUGUUGGUGUUAUGUCAACCCUAGGUGGAUUGAUUAACUUUUAUCAAUGAAUGAAUACCUUAUUGACUUGGUACCGUUAUUCUAUUUGUUAAACCAUUCAGCGGUAGCUACACAGAUACAUAAUUCUGUCACCAUCAGUUCAAUGCUUGUAUUAUUAGCUAAUUAGUUAAUCAUUUUGUCUUCCCUGUAGAUCCCCUGCCUGUGUGGCACAGCCCCCUGCCUGCUGUGCAGAUGCUGCCCCAGCGGGAAUAACUCCACCGUCACCCGACUUACCUAUGCCUUCUUCCUCCUCCUGGGUGUGGGCAUCGCAUGCAUCAUGCUAAUGCCUGGGAUGGAAGAGCAACUCAAGAAGGUACCAAACUUUGUGGUUAUGUGUUUGAUAUACAACAUUUACACUGACUGUAUAAAACAUUAGGAACACAUUUUACAUGUUUUUUUUACAUUUGUCAUUUUAGCAGAUGCUCUUAUCCAGAGUUAGUGAGUGCAUACAUUGUUUUCCCCCAUUUAUUUUUUUUAUACACCUUCCUAAUAUUGAGUUGCACCCCUCCCCCUUUGCCCUCAGAACAGCCUCAAUUCGUCGGGGCUUGGAAUCUACAAGGUGUUGAAAGCGUUCCACAGGGAUGCUGGCCCAUGUUGACUCCAAUGCUUCCCACAGUUGUCAAGUUGGCUGGAUGUCCUUUGGGUGGUGGACCAUUCUUGAUACACAUGGGAAACUGUUGAGUGUGAAAAACUCAGCAGCGUUGCAGUUCUUGACACACUCAAACCGAUGCUGCUGGCACCUACCAUACCCAGUUCAAAGGCACUUAAAUCUUGUUGCCCAUUCACUCUGAAUGGCACACAUACACACAAUCCAUGUCUCAAGACUUAAAAAUCCUUAUUUUACCUGUCUCCUCCCCAUCAUGUACACUGAUUGAAGUGGAUUUAACAAGUGACAUCAAGAAGGGAUCAUAGCUUUCACCUGGUCAGUGUGUCAUGGGAAGAGCAGGUGUUCCUAAUGUUUUGUGCGCUCAGUGACAUCUAAUUCUAUACAUUUUUUAUUCGCCUGACUAAUUACCUGUGCAUCUUGGCUCUUGCAGAUUCCAGGAUUCUGUGAUGGGGGAAUGGGUACAUCAAUCCCAGGUGUGGAGGGUCACGUGAACUGUGAUGUCUUGGUCGGCUACAAGGCUGUGUACCGCGUCUGCUUCGGCAUGGCCAUGUUCUUCCUGCUCUUCUCCCUCCUCAUGGUCAAGGUCAAGAGUAGCCAGGAUCCUAGAGCUGCAGUACACAACGGGUAAAAAUGGCACAGCGAGUCUUAUUAUUAUUAUUAUUAUUAUUAUUAUUAUUAUUAUAAUCAUAAUAAUGGGUAAUGACGAAAUCAAUAAGCUUAUAAUACUGCAAGGGUAUGUGUUUAUAAAGAAGUUAAAACAAAGGUCAGACAGUUAAAAUACUUUCUUUUUAGGUUUUGGUUCUUCAAGUUUGCUGCUGCGACUGCCAUUACCAUCGGUGCAUUCUUCAUUCCAGAGGGUGCCUUCACAACUGGUAACACCCCUUUUCAUUAAAAUAUAUUUGUCGCAUGGAAAUAUUAGCGUAGCCUGCAGCUCUUUGAAUGUAGUUCACACUUCGCCCUUCUCUCCCUUAGUUUGGUUCUACAUAGGAAUGGCUGGAGCUUUUUGUUUCAUCCUGAUCCAGUUGGUCCUGCUGAUUGACUUUGCCCACUCCUGGAAUGAGUCCUGGGUGGAGAAGAUGGAAGAGGGCAACUCUCGCUGCUGGUAUGCAGGUAUGCGAAUCAACAUGAGCUUCUCUUUGAGAAUACCUUGUGGAAAUGGUGACAGGUUGAGUUAAAGCAGUCCUCUGCGUCUACUCUUCUCUAACCUCCGCUGUCCCCAUUCUCCAGAAAUAACCAGUAAGUGUCAUUCCUCCCCUGCAGCUCUGCUGUCUGCUACAACCAUCAACUACAUCCUGUCCGUGGUGUCCCUGGUCAUGUUCUAUGUCUACUACACCCACACCGACGGCUGCACUGAGAACAAGGCCUUCAUCAGUGUCAACAUGCUGCUGUGUGUGGGAGCCUCAGUCAUGUCCAUCCUGCCACAGAUUCAGGUAAGGAAGUGCAUUGGACCAGCAUGUCACCUCACACUCCACUUUGUAGCCCUUCAUCUCUGGACCUUCAUGUUAUAUAAUAUGUUCUAAGACAUUUACAUCUUUGUGUUCUCUCACCCCUUUUCUCAACAGGAGUCCCAGCCAAGGUCCGGGUUGCUGCAGUCUUCCAUUGUGACUCUGUACACAAUGUAUCUCACCUGGUCUGCCAUGACCAACGAGCCAGGUGAGGAUUUGAAUGAUCCAAUGUCUCCCUUUUCAAUACACCAAUCAGUGGCUAGCUCUUCAUCAAGACAACAUGAGUGAAUGUGUUGGUCUUUGCCAUCUACAGACAGGAAAUGCAACCCAAGCUUGCUGGGUAUCAUUGGCCUCAACAGCACCACCCCAGCUGGCAAGGACCAUCCGGUUGUUCAGUGGUGGGAUGCCCAGGGCAUUGUGGGGCUGGUCCUGUUCCUGAUGUGUGUUCUAUACUCAAGGUAAGGAAACAGGUCAAACUCCAACUGUCUGCAGUGUUCUAUAAUAAGGAACUGCUAAUGUUAUUUUACCAUUUACCAGCUUUGUGCAGUUGCCAUUGACCCUGACAAUAACAUGUUAUCAAUUCACUCCUCUAGCAUCCGCAACUCAUCCAACACCCAAGUGAACAAACUGACUCUGACCAGUGACGAGUCUGCCCUGAUCGAGGAUGGCCCCCACCCUGAGAACUUUGACGCGGAAGACGGCGAGAACCGGGCAGUGGACAACGAGAAGGACGGGGUCACCUACAGCUAUUCCUUCUUCCACUUCAUGCUCUUCCUGGCUUCCCUCUACAUCAUGAUGACCCUCACCAACUGGUACAGGUGUGUAUCUCUUACUCUCCCUGGUUGAUCUGGUCUGAUACCAUGAUAAUUAGGCAAUUGCCAUAAUGAGUCUGCAGCCUAAGUAUUGGAUAUUGUGAACAUAUACACAGGUCACUCAUUUUAAGAGGUCUCUUGUUUUUGAUUUCCCCAGCCCUGACUCCAGCUAUGAGACAAUGACCAGCAAGUGGCCCUCUGUGUGGGUGAAGAUCUCCUCCAGCUGGAUCUGCAUUGCCCUUUAUGUGUGGACCCUGGCGGCCCCACUGGUCCUGGUCAACCGAGACUUCGACUGA
This is a messenger RNA of Coregonus sp. 'balchen', 4128 nucleotides long. Lineage: Eukaryota; Metazoa; Chordata; Actinopteri; Salmoniformes; Salmonidae. The record is from the annotation of a GenBank genome assembly.